Molecule: messenger RNA, 1226 nt
Organism: Apis florea (little honeybee)
Lineage: Eukaryota; Metazoa; Arthropoda; Insecta; Hymenoptera; Apidae
Gene: unc-119
Product: unc-119 lipid binding chaperone
Biological process (GO): cilium assembly; lipoprotein transport; nervous system development
Cellular component (GO): cilium
Molecular function (GO): lipid binding
Source: RefSeq, a predicted model, not a curated record
AAGAAAGUAGUUCUUCUAUAAUCAUAUAUAAUUUCAGGAUAUUUAUUGUUGAUAGUCGCUGUAAAAUAAAAAUAAUUUCAUAAAGAAUGUUACAACAUUUUUAUAAUGAAAAUAACAUUGAAUGUAUAAAUAUUUUUACAAUUAAAAAUAUCAAAUAAAAUAUUUUUAAUGUAUUUGAAAUUUUAUGUACAAAUAUUCAAUGAAUGUCAUUUGUGACAUUUUAUAAUUAUUAUACGGUGUUUAAUUAUAAAUUAUUUGCCUGUAUAUUGUAUAAUUACAUUUAAAUUAUGAGUGUUGAUAGCGAAAAUAAAUCAAAUGAAGCUAUUGUUUCAUUUUCAUCAUCAGCAGAACAAGAAAAUACUGAUAAUGGAAAUAUUGCAGAAAAUAUUAUAACCCCGGAAAUGGUGCUACGAUUACCUACGAUUACUGAUAAGUAUUUAUGUUCUCCUGAGGCAAACAUUUAUGACAUAGAUUUUACAAGAUUUCAAAUUAGAGAUUUAGAAACGGGAGCAAUAUUAUUUGAAAUAACAAAACCACCAAUUACCGAUUGUGAUUUGAAUCAAGAUGUAGAAUCAGAAAUUGAAGAAUCUGGUUGUGAAGAUGCUAAUACUGGCCGUUUUGUACGGUAUCAAUUUACACCUCAAUUUCUUAAACUAAAGACUGUAGGAGCUACAAUUGAGUUUCUGGUGGGUUCAAAGCCAGUAAAUAAUUUUCGGAUGAUUGAACGUCAUUUCUUUCGAGAUAGAUUAUUAAAAACUUUUGACUUUCAAUUUGGAUUUUGUAUACCAAAUAGUAAGAAUACUUGCGAACACAUUUAUGAAUUUCCUACUUUACCUGCUGAUUUGGUUUCUGAAAUGAUUGCAAAUCCAUUUGAAACACGUUCAGAUUCAUUUUAUUUUGUGGACAAUCAAUUGGUAAUGCAUAACAAAGCAGAUUAUGCAUAUAAUGGUGGACAUACACAUGAUGUACUUUAGUAGGUAAAGUUAGUAAGCUAUUUGCACUUUGCAAAAGAAUUGUGAUAAUAGUGGCAAAUAUUUAGCUAAUUUAAAUUACAAUUCAAUUUUUUUUUUUAGACAUAAUUGCAAUUUUCUUAAAUUUUCAUAUUAACAUUUAAAUAUUGAAUUUAUAUAAUAUGAUCAGAGUUCAAACUUUUUUUAAUCAUUGAAUUUCUGUAUUAAAUUUAUAAUUGAUUAAACAUAUAUAUUCUAUUUUAAUUUAUUUUAAUA